AUGUCGUUACGACUCCCAGGCCUGACGCUGGGACUGGCCGUCUUUGCCAGUCUCGCCAGUGCAACAUUCCACGAAGUCACAGUUGGCAAGGGAGGCCAAUUGAAGUUCGACCCCGAGACUCUGACUGCCCAGCCGGGCGAUCAGAUCAGAUACAGUUUCUUCGCAAAGAACCACGCAGUCGCGCAAUCAACCUUCGACAACCCCUGCCAAAUACAGGAGAACGCCAUAUUCUCGGGCUUCACAGCCACCGACUCUCCUGACGUUGCCGCACCAACUACUUUUAUCAUUACCGUAAAUGACACGAAGCCGCUCUGGUUCUACUGCCCUCAGAGGAAUGGGGAUCAUUGUCAAAAGGGGAUGGUCCAGGCUAUCAAUGCUCCCUCGUCGGGCAACACAUUCGAUGCCUACAAGGCCAAGGCACAGAAGGCGUCGACUCCAAGCACACCGCCAGUGGGCACCCUGCCGGCUGGUGGCCUACGGAAGCUCCACGUCGACGUUGGAUUCAACGCGGACUUGGUCUUCAACCCAAAUAACGUGACCGAGCUUGUCGGCACUGUGGUGGAGUUUGGCUACAACCCGGCUAACCACUCCAUCGUACAAUCAUCGUUUGACGCACCUUGCCAGCCCCUGGAAUCGGGCGGCUUCAUUGCACCAUUCGUCCGAACCCAGCAAACACCGUCAGGAGUGACAUUCGAAGUCACCGUUACAGAUACCAAGCCUAUCUGGUUUUACUGCGCCCAGACCGCAAAGACUCACUGCCAAGCGGGUAUGGUUGGCUCUAUCAAUGCUGCUGUUGACGGCAACAAGACGUUCCAAGCUUUCAAGGACCUCGCGGCCAAGGCGCCACCUAGCACGAUUACAGCAAACACACCGCUCGUUGGUGUAUUGAAAGUCAACGGCACCUUGAUCAACGAUGUUGGUAGCGCAGUGCUGAACACAACGGCACUGGAUCCAUCGCUAAUCUACGAAAUUCCUCCCCCAGGUAGUGACUAUCCUCCAUACAUUGGAGGCAUGGCGGGUGGCAACCAGCCAGGUGACUAUGGCUGGGGAGCGAAUAUCACCGAUGAAGCCGUCGAGUUCUUGCAAAUCCUGCAGCUCCUCGCCAACUUCAAGGUCGCCAUCCUACUCGAGGGAUUCACGAAACUUAGGUAUGGCGAGUGGGCCGGCGCGUAUCCCGCAUCCAUCACCAACACCAUCGGGUCCCUUGCGGCUCAAGCGCUGAUUCACCGCCGGGCCUACACCGAUAGUCUACAGCAUUACUCCAAGGACCUCAUGAGCGUCUGCCAGUACACUCUGCCCUUGGACACCGUCGACGACUGGCUACAGGCUCUGCUGACCAUGAUGACCCUGUCGAUGGGCGCCAACAUCGACAUCAUCUCCCUCGCAGUCACUUCGGAUCCUUGGUUAGUUCCUGCUCUUGCCACGGCCCUGGGCUCCGAGGCCCGCAUGACAGCCCUCAUCAACCUGAUGCAGAACCACGUCGCCUCCACCGCGCCGCGUGAGGCCCUCAUGCCCUACCAGCUAGCCGCGUCGUUUAUGAUCAACAAGUACGCCGGCGGCGGCAGCUGCGACGCCGUCAAGGACCAGGUCAAGGUGUUCCCGGCCCUGAACAUCACGAACAAGGUCGCCCAGCCCGACGGCGGCCGCCUGACGCAGGUCACGGUCGAGGUGCCGAGCGAGAGCAAGGGGGACCACUGGCUGGCGUGGAUCGGUGCAUGGGGCGGUGUUGAAUACACGGUUGUGGCAUCCGAUGGCACGGCUCCGGUCCCCGACAGCCUAUCUGGACAUGUGUGGGUAGUCUUGACCAUGGCGAAGGACUUGAAGGUCCGUGAUAUCGAGACGGCUGCGGUGGCGGGACCAGAGCUGGUGUGGACUGCACAGCAGUGGGCCUCGUGA
Molecule: messenger RNA, 1896 nt
Organism: Anthostomella pinea
Lineage: Eukaryota; Fungi; Ascomycota; Sordariomycetes; Xylariales; Xylariaceae
Source: the annotation of a GenBank genome assembly